Pan troglodytes (chimpanzee) is the source of this 5370-nucleotide messenger RNA. RefSeq names its product progesterone immunomodulatory binding factor 1 (gene PIBF1). The record is from RefSeq and is a predicted model, not a curated record. NCBI's taxonomy places the organism in Eukaryota, Metazoa, Chordata, Mammalia, Primates, Hominidae. Bases 339 to 2969 code for a protein of 876 amino acids. Gene Ontology annotation, cellular component: microtubule organizing center. The transcript is spliced from 22 exons. Gene Ontology annotation, biological process: cilium assembly.
GUGGCCUAGGCGGGGCUUGCUUCUGGACGCCACCUCACAGCGUGUGUUGCUUUCCGCUCCUCGGAACAUCCGGGAGAGUUGACUUCCGGCGGCUUGUGGGAGUGCUGAUUCUGUCCUCCUUGCGGGUGCGGAGAUGGUUGUCUUGGUUACGGGUCCUAACGGUCCCCUGCCUUGAAAUCCCUUGUUGAGGGCCUGCAACCUUGUGCUUCCGACUGGAGACGCCUUUGGUCCCUCGGUGUCUGCACUGGCUGCUGGCCAAGCCUUCAGUGUGGAGUAAUUGACACUUUCGAGAAUAUUAAAAUCGAAUUAGAGAAGAAAACUGAUCCAUAAUAAUAAAAAUGUCUCGAAAAAUUUCAAAGGAGUCAAAAAAAGUGAACAUCUCUAGUUCUCUGGAAUCUGAAGAUAUUAGUUUAGAAACAACAGUUCCUACGGAUGAUAUUUCCUCAUCAGAAGAGCGAGAGGGUAAAGUCAAAAUCACCAGGCAGCUAAUUGAACGAAAAGAACUACUUCAUAAUAUUCAGUUACUAAAAAUUGAGCUAUCCCAGAAAACUAUGAUGAUCGACAAUUUGAAAGUGGAUUAUCUUACAAAGAUUGAAGAAUUGGAGGAGAAACUUAAUGAUGCACUUCACCAGAAGCAGCUACUAACAUUGAGAUUAGACAACCAAUUGGCUUUUCAACAGAAAGAUGCCAGCAAAUAUCAAGAAUUAAUGAAACAGGAAAUGGAAACCAUUUUGUUGAGACAGAAACAACUAGAAGAGACAAAUCUUCAGCUAAGAGAAAAAGCUGGAGAUGUUCGUCGAAACCUGCGUGACUUUGAGUUGACAGAAGAGCAAUAUAUUAAAUUAAAAGCUUUUCCUGAAGAUCAGCUUUCUAUUCCUGAAUAUGUAUCUGUUCGCUUCUAUGAGCUAGUGAAUCCAUUAAGAAAGGAAAUCUGUGAACUACAAGUGAAAAAGAAUAUCCUAGCAGAAGAAUUAAGUACAAACAAAAACCAACUGAAGCAGCUGACAGAGACAUAUGAGGAAGAUCGAAAAAACUACUCUGAAGUUCAAAUUAGAUGUCAACGUUUGGCCUUAGAAUUAGCAGACACAAAACAGUUAAUUCAGCAAGGUGACUACCGUCAAGAGAACUAUGAUAAAGUCAAGAGUGAACGUGAUGCACUUGAACAGGAAGUAAUUGAGCUUAGGAGAAAACAUGAAAUACUUGAAGCCUCUCACAUAAUUCAAACAAAAGAACGAAGUGAAUUAUCAAAAGAGGUAGUCACCUUAGAGCAAACUGUUACUUUACUGCAAAAGGAUAAAGAAUAUCUUAAUCGCCAAAACAUGGAGCUUAGUGUUCGCUGUGCUCAUGAAGAGGAUCGCCUUGAAAGACUUCAAGCUCAACUGGAAGAAAGCAAAAAGGCUAGAGAAGAGAUGUAUGAAAAAUAUGUAGCAUCCAGAGACCAUUAUAAAACAGAAUAUGAAAAUAAACUACAUGAUGAACUAGAACAAAUCAGAUUGAAAACCAACCAAGAAAUUGAUCAACUUCGAAAUGCCUCUAGGGAAAUGUAUGAACGAGAAAACAGGUCUGGAGGCUGGGAAGUCCAAUAUCUACGUACUGGCAUCUGGCAAGAGCCUUCUCACUACAUUAUCAUAUGGCAUAAGGCAAGAAGAAAUCUCCGAGAAGCAAGGGAUAAUGCUGUGGCUGAAAAGGAACGAGCAGUGAUGGCUGAAAAGGAUGCUUUAGAAAAACACGAUCAGCUCUUAGACAGGUACAGAGAACUACAACUUAGUACAGAAAGCAAAGUAACAGAAUUUCUCCAUCAAAGUAAAUUAAAAUCUUUUGAAAGUGAGCGUGUUCAACUUCUACAAGAGGAAACAGCAAGAAAUCUCACACAGUGUCAAUUGGAAUGUGAAAAGUAUCAGAAAAAAUUGGAGGUUUUAACCAAAGAAUUUUAUAGUCUCCAAGCCUCUUCUGAAAAACGCAUUACUGAACUUCAAGCACAGAACUCAGAGCAUCAAGCAAGGCUAGACAUUUAUGAGAAACUGGAAAAAGAGCUUGAUGAAAUAAUAAUGCAAACUGCAGAAAUUGAAAAUGAAGAUGAGGCUGAAAGGGUUCUUUUUUCCUACGGCUAUGGUGCUAAUGUUCCCACAACAGCCAAAAGACGACUAAAGCAAAGUGUUCACUUGGCAAGAAGAGUGCUUCAAUUAGAAAAACAAAACUCGCUGAUUUUAAAAGAUCUGGAACAUCGAAAGGACCAAGUAACACAGCUUUCACAAGAGCUUGACAGAGCCAAUUCGCUAUUAAACCAGACUCAACAGCCUUACAGGUAUCUCAUUGAAUCAGUGCGUCAGAGAGAUUCUAAGAUUGAUUCACUGACGGAAUCUAUUGCACAACUUGAGAAAGAUGUCAGCAACUUAAAUAAAGAAAAGUCAGCUUUACUACAGACGAAGAAUCAAAUGGCAUUAGAUUUAGAACAACUUCUAAAUCAUCGUGAGGAAUUGGCAGCAAUGAAACAGAUUCUCGUUAAGAUGCAUAGUAAACAUUCUGAGAACAGCUUACUUCUCACUAAAACAGAACCAAAAAAUGUGACAGAAAAUCAGAAAUCAAAGACUUUGAAUGUGCCUAAAGAGCAUGAAGACAAUAUAUUUACACCUAAACCAACACUCUUUAGAACAGUGCGAAGAGAUCUCCCUCCGCGUCUCCACCCUAAUUCCCCCUCUUCCCAGAUUCCACCCGCUCCGCUACUUCCCUCCGCCCCCGGCUCCGCCAGCCCAAUCUGUCAGAGAAGUUGUGUACAAACUGCGCGGCCGCCCUGCGCGCGAAGCUCGUGGCCCGAGAGGGGUGCGGUCGGGCCGACGGAGGCGGGGCCCUGGCUGCCUCUCUCCCUGCUCAUAGGCUGGCCGCUCAGGCCUGGCCGGCCUCGGGGCCUCGGGAUUCGCGGCGGCGCUGCCAAUCAGGCGAGCGGGCCCCGCCCCCCCGGAGUUGGGUGAAAUAGAGGCGAGCGUCAAGUGUCAGUAGUCGCGGGGCAGACAAGAUGUGAAAUGGAGAAGUAUCUGACACCUCAGCUUCCUCCAGUUCCUAUAAUUCCAGAGCAUAAAAAGUAUAGACGAGACAGUGCCUCAGUCGUAGACCAGUUCUUCACUGACACUGAAGGGUUACCUUACAGUAUCAACAUGAACGUCUUCCUCCCUGACAUCACUCACCUGAGAACUGGCCUCUACAAAUCCCAGAGACCGUGCGUAACACACAUCAAGACAGAACCUGUUGCCAUUUUCAGCCACCAGAGUGAAACGACUGCCCCUCCUCCGGCCCCGACCCAGGCCCUCCCUGAGUUCACCAGUAUAUUCAGCUCACACCAGACCGCAGCUCCAGAGGUGAACAAUAUUUUCAUCAAACAAGAACUUCCUACACCAGAUCUUCAUCUUUCUGUCCCUCCCCAGCAGGGCCACCUGUACCAGCUACUGAAUACACCGGAUCUAGAUAUGCCCAGUUCUACAAAUCAGACAGCAGCAAUGGACACUCUUAAUGUUUCUAUGUCAGCUGCCAUGGCAGGCCUUAACACACACACCUCUGCUGUUCCGCAGACUGCAGUGAAACAAUUCCAGGGCAUGCCCCCUUGCACAUACACAAUGCCAAGUCAGUUUCUUCCACAACAGGCCACUUACUUUCCCCCGUCACCACCAAGCUCAGAGCCUGGAAGUCCAGAUAGACAAGCAGAGAUGCUCCAGAAUUUAACCCCACCUCCAUCCUAUGCUGCUACAAUUGCUUCUAAACUGGCAAUUCACAAUCCAAAUUUACCCACCACCCUGCCAGUUAACUCACAAAACAUCCAACCUGUCAGAUACAAUAGAAGGAGUAACCCCGAUUUGGAGAAACGACGCAUCCACUACUGCGAUUACCCUGGUUGCACAAAAGUUUAUACCAAGUCUUCUCAUUUAAAAGCUCACCUGAGGACUCACACUGGUGAAAAGCCAUACAAGUGUACCUGGGAAGGCUGCGACUGGAGGUUCGCGCGAUCGGAUGAGCUGACCCGCCACUACCGGAAGCACACAGGCGCCAAGCCCUUCCAGUGCGGGGUGUGCAACCGCAGCUUCUCGCGCUCUGACCACCUGGCCCUGCAUAUGAAGAGGCACCAGAACUGAGCACUGCCCAUGUGUCCCGUUCCAGGUCCCCUGGGCUCCCUCAAAUGACAGACCUAACUAUUCCUGUGUAAAAACAACAAAAACAAAAAAAAAACAAGAAAACCACAACUAAAACUGGAAAUGUAUAUUUUGUAUAUUUGAGAAAACAGGGAAUACAUUGUAUUAAUACCAAAGUGUUUGGUCAUUUUAAGAAUCUGGAAUGCUUGCUGUAAUGUAUAUGGCUUUACUCAAGCAGAUCUCAUCUCAUGACAGGCAGCCACAUCUCAACAUGGGUAAGGGGUGGGGGUGGAGGGGAGUGUGUGCAGCGUUUUUACCUAGGCACCAUCAUUUAAUGUGACAGUGUUCAGUAAACAAAUCAGUUGGCAGGCACCAGAAGAAGAAUGGAUUGUUAUGUCAAGAUUUUACUUGGCAUUGAGUAGUUUUUUUCAAUAGUAGGUAAUUCCUUAGAGAUACAGUGUACCUGGCAAUUCACAAAUAGCCAUUGAACAAAUGUGUGGGUUUUUAAAAAUUAUAUACAUAUAUGAGUUGCCUAUAUUUGCUAUUCAAAAUUUUGUAAAUAUGCAAAUCAGCUUUAUAGGUUUAUUACAAGUUUUUUAGGAUUCUUUUGGGGAAGAGUCAUAAUUCUUUUGAAAAUAACCAUGAAUACACUUACAGUUAGGAUUUGUGGUAAGGUACCUCUCAACAUUACCAAAAUCAUUUCUUUAGAGGGAAGGAAUAAUCAUUCAAAUGAACUUUAAAAAAGCAAAUUUCAUGCACUGAUUAAAAUAGGAUUAUUUUAAAUACAAAAGGCAUUUUAUAUGAAUUAUAAACUGAAGAGCUUAAAGAUAGUUACAAAAUACAAAAGUUCAACCUCUUACAAUAAGCUAAACGCAAUGUCAUUUUUAAAAAGAAGGACUUAGGAUGUCGUUUUCACAUAUGACAAUGUUGCAUUUAUGAUGCAGUUUCAAGUACCGAAACGUUGAAUUGAUGAUGCAGUUUUCAUAUAUCGAGAUGUUCGCUCAUGCAGUACUGUUGGUUAAAUGACAAUUUAUGUGGAUUUUGCAUGUAAUACACAGUGAGACACAGUAAUUUUAUCUAAAUUACAGUGCAGUUUAGUUAAUCUAUUAAUACUGACUCAGUGUCUGCCUUUAAAUAUAAAUGAUAUGUUGAAAACUUAAGGAAGCAAAUGCUACAUAUAUGCAAUAUAAAAUAGUAAUGUGAUGCUGAUGCUGUUAACCAAAGGGCAGAAUAAAUAAGCAAAAUGCCAAAA